This is a messenger RNA of Larimichthys crocea (large yellow croaker), 5904 nucleotides long. It is a transcript of the gene trim9, whose product is annotated as tripartite motif containing 9. Gene Ontology annotation, cellular component: cytoplasm. Gene Ontology annotation, molecular function: protein binding; zinc ion binding. The coding region runs from base 157 to 2346 and encodes 729 amino acids. The record is from RefSeq and is a predicted model, not a curated record. NCBI's taxonomy places the organism in Eukaryota, Metazoa, Chordata, Actinopteri, Sciaenidae. The transcript is spliced from 11 exons.
UUUCCUCCGGUCAAGGUUGCACUUGCAGUGAUCGCAGUAGGACGCGACCGGAGCUCCGUUUUUACGCGCAAACAGAGCUGCCGACUGAUCAGCUGCGAGUUGCACUGUUUGUGUUUGCACUGCGCGGAAGGAAUCUCUCACCUCACCGAGGCAGCCAUGGAUGAAAUGGAGGAAGAGUUAAAAUGCCCCGUGUGCGGCUCUUUUUACCGGGAGCCCAUCAUCCUGCCGUGCUCCCACAAUAUUUGCCUGGCUUGUGCUCGGAAUAUCCUUGUGCAGACCCCCGAUGCUGAGUCCCCACAGAGCAGCCGAGCCUCCGGAUCCGGAGUCUCCGACUAUGAUUACCUGGAUUUGGAUAAAAUGAGUUUGUACAGUGAGGCGGACAGUGGAUAUGGUUCAUAUGGAGGCUUCGUCAGCGCUCCGACUACCCCUUGCCAAAAAUCACCAAACGGGGUGCGAGUUUUCCCCCCGUCUGUCCCCCAGCCUCCUCCGCAACAACACCUGCUACCGCAGCCCGGCUCUUUACCCCCGAUCCCCCGCAACUCCUGCAUCACCUGCCCGCAGUGUCACCGCAGCUUAAUCCUGGACGACCGGGGACUCCGCGGAUUCCCCAAGAACCGUGUUCUGGAGGGUGUUGUGGACAGGUAUCAGCAGAGCAAAGCGGCUGCACUCAAGUGUCAGCUGUGCGAGAAGAGCCCCAAAGAGGCCACCGUGAUGUGCGAGCAGUGCGACGUCUUCUACUGUGACCCGUGCCGCCUGCGGUGCCAUCCUCCCCGCGGUCCCCUCGCCAAGCAUCGCCUGGUACCGCCGGCGCAGGGGCGGAUAAGUCGCCGCGCGAGUCCGCGCAAAAUCUCCACAUGCACGGAGCACGAACUGGAGAAUCUAAGCAUGUACUGUGUACAGUGUAAGACGCCCGUGUGUUAUCAGUGUUUGGAGGAAGGGAAACACGGCACACACGAAGUCAAAGCUCUGGGCGCAAUGUGGAAACUGCACAAGGGUCAGCUGUCUCAGGCUCUCAACGGCCUGUCAGACCGAGCCACCGAGGCCAAGGAGUUCCUGGUCCAGCUGAGGAACAUGGUGCAGCACAUCCAGGAGAACGGAGUGGAGUUCGAGGCCUGUUUGGUGGCGCAGUGCGACGCCCUCAUCGACGCCUUGAACCGACGCAAGGCCCAGCUGCUGGCUCGAGUAAACAAAGAGCAUGAACACAAACUGAAGGUGGUUCGGGAUCAGAUCUCCCACUGUACGGUGAAGCUGCGUCAGACCACGGGGCUGAUGGAGUACUGCCUGGAGGUCAUCAAGGAGAACGACCCCAGUGGUUUCCUGCAGAUCUCCGACGCUUUGAUCCGGAGGGUGCACAUGACGGAGGGUCAGUGGGGGAAGGGAACCCUCACCCCGAGGAUGACCAGCGACUUCGACCUGACUCUGGACAGCGGACCUCUGCUGCAGACGAUCCACCAGCUGGAUUUUGUCCAGAUGAAAGUCCCAGCUGCUCCGAUGCUCCAGCUGGAAGAAUGCUGCACUCAGAACAACAGCGCCACGUUGUCAUGGAAACAGCCACCGCUCUCCACCAUCGUCGUGGACGGAUACAUCCUGGAGCUGGACGAUGGAAACGGGGGUCCGUUCAGGGAAGUGUACGUGGGGACGGAGACCAUCUGCACAGUGGACGGGCUCCACUUCAACAGCACGUACAAGUCCAGAGUGAAGGCCUUUAACGCCAGCGGAGUGGGCCAGUACAGCAAGACACUGAUCAUGCAGACCUCUGAGACUGGACUCCCUCCAUGCGAUAUUCAGUCUCUAGGCACAGUCGCUUGGUUCACGUUCGACCCGGCCUCCGCCCACCCGGACAUCAUCCUCUCCAACGACAACCUGACGGUGACGUGCAACAGCUACGACGACAGGGUGGUCAUGGGUAACUCCGCCUUCUCCCGCGGCGUUCAUUACUGGGAGAUGACCAUCGAUCGCUAUGACAACCACCCGGAUCCGGCCUUCGGUAUCGCCCGGGGUGACGUCCUGAAGGACGUGAUGCUGGGGAAGGACGACAAGGCCUGGGCUAUGUACGUGGACAACAACCGCUCCUGGUUCAUGCACAACAACUCACACACCAACAGGACGGACGGCGGCAUCAGUAAAGGAACUACAAUAGGAGUCCUGCUGGACUUCUCUCGUGGGAUCCUGAUCUUCCUCAUCAACGAUGAGCAGCAGGGUCCGGUGGCUUUCGAAGGCUUGGAGGGCGUUUAUUACCCUGCGAUCAGCAUCAACCGAAACGUCCAGGUUACGCUGCAUACCGGACUACCCAUCCCUGAUUUCUACACUCCCGGAGAGGCAGAUCCAACCGGCUCCGUGUGCUAAAAGACUCUACAACCGGUCGAGGGAAAACCUCUGUGGGAUUUCCCAGGGUUCAUCCUGCCAGUCAAUAACUAUGACCCUCCCCUUCCCGCCUCUUCCCGUGUCCCCCUGACCGACUGACCCCAUGACUCCGUUAGAGGGCCCCCAUCCAGCGCUGAGCCAUGCCUUUAUCAUGCCUAAACCUUGGACCGACGUGGACCAAUCUGCAGGACAUGAGCAGUGCUUUGUGAUCUGUACCUCCUGUUGGAGUCCUGUCGUCAUUGUUGUUGUUGUUGUUGUUGCUUUCUUUGCAUAAAAUCAGAACCUCUCUCAUGUGUUCAUGCUAAAUAUGAAGCUGUCGGACUGGAAACAGCUAGCCUGGCUCUGUCCAAAGUUCAAAAACACGUGUACUAACACGUCUGAAGCUCUCUUAAAUCUUAUUAGUUUGAUCUGUGUGAUGUAGAAAUAGAAGAUAAAACACGUUUAAAGGUGCUUAUAGGUGGAUUUUGUUACCUUUGGACAGAGGUUUAGUUUCAUAUUUAGCAUAAAGCCAUGAAAACUGAUCUAACUCUCUGGUUUAAAGCAAAUAAGCAAAGGAAGGAGGUUGUUUUGUAAAGUUAACUUAGAAGAAGUAGCCUCCAUCACACCACAGACGAUACAACUUACUCUUCGUUCUCACCCUCGUUUCUUUUUUAUGUUUUCUGUGAAUGUGUGCGAGGGUGGAACGGGUUCGAGACUGGUCAGCGAUCCCCGGACGAGAAGAGAGCAAUAGUCGGACUCUCAGCCGCGUCACUGUCGUAUCCUCGUCCCCGUGUACAUGAGACGCUUUUCUUAGUGGCUUUAAGCUCAUGUGAAACUUUCUGUAUCAUCUGUAUAAAAAAGAAAAAAGAAAAUAUAUAAAAAUACAGCAUUGCCGUAAUAAAUGCAGCCUUUCUCUGCAGUGCAGCUCUCGAAGCAGGAGGGGAAGAUUUUGGGGUUUAAUGUAUCAUAAAAGCAGGCGAUUAUUCCGUGCGUUGAUCGAGUGUUGGAAAGUGAAGUUAGAGAUGAUGACUGUGAAGCUGCUUGAAUAAGGUGCUACAGCAGCUCGCUUCAUUCUGGCUUUUUUUUUUUACCGUAGGUGACCGAUCCUGGUAGUUUUGUAACAUUGUUAUUGAGACGAUCUAUCGCAGAGAGGUGUAUAGCUUAAAUAAGUUAUUGAUGUUCAGAGUUUUUUCAAUGAGAAUCCGUCAUUGCUCCUUUAUUUGAUGUAUAGUUAUUACAGAAAGAAUCUUUUUGUCGCUUUAGAAAUGUAGUUUGUUCUUGAGACGAGGAGGCUUCACGGUAAAUCGCGAGAACCAGUUUUUGUCUUAUUAAAGCAACGGGAAAGGGGACGAUGCACUGGGAUGUUUGUGAGGCGUCGCAUUCGGGCAACGGACUCCCCAACAGGACUGCUCUGUGUUGCUGUACUUAGCCUUAGUGCCGCUGAGGCUGAUGGGAGCGUCUUUAGUUUUGGAGUUAUUUGGUUAUAAAACAUUCGAUAAUCACCAAAGUUUCAAUGAUUCAUCCUGACGAGGUCACGAAUGUCUCUAUCAAAUUUCAUGCCGAUCCAUCCAACAGUUGUUGAGAUAUUUCCAUAAAAAAACACAAAUGUACAUCUUAUUGUGGCGCUAGGGGAGAAGUCAUAUGGGUUCAUCCUCUGGCAACCAUGAAUCAGUACAAAUCCAGCCAGUAGACACUGAAAUACUUCACAGGUGACCACUGCGAACUGCUAAUGACACUAGAGACACUAGAGAAUAAAAGUCAGGGAUCGUGAUCAUGUCUGUAGGGUUCAUCUUCUGGGAAGAUGAAUGGGCAGCAUUUUUACAGUGCUGUACAUUUCGCCACAUUUCAUCCACCCAUUCAUUCACACACAACGAUGACAGUAAACUAGCGACCCUGAGUGGGUGCCCUGCAUUCAGUGGACACCCACUCUACAAGUCAGGGAUCAAGAAAAGGCUGUAGGAUUUAUCCUCUGGGAACCAUGAGUGUCAACAUUAACAAGAAUUUAUAGAAAUGCAUCCAACAGUUGCCAGUUGGAUGCAAGACAUGCCACUAACAAACGAAAACGCCAAAGUCACAAUCACCAAAUACAUUUUGGUUCAUCUUCUGGGGACCAUGAAUGCCUGAAAGUAUAAAAUGUCUUAGAAAUUCACCAAUUUAGGAUAUUUCCAUCUGGACCAAAGUGGUUAGAAUGACUGAAAGAUGUUUCCUGGCAGCAGUAUCUGCAGUCUAAAUGUUGAUGGGAUGCCCACAAACGUUCCCCUGUGCAUCGCCGCCCUGAGACAUACAUUCACAUGAGGUGCUAUCCUGUGUUUGAGCUUCAUGGGUGUGCCUUUUCCCCUCCUCAAUAACCCCCCCACCUAAAAAAAAAAAGAUUUACGAAACUUUGCUACAAACUAGAUUCAUCGCUUCAGCAGAGUCGACUGUAACAUCUGUGAUGCCUGACUACACCUGCUGCUGCUGCUACUUAUUUUUUUCUAUCGGCAAAAGGGCAAACUCGACACUAGUUGUUGUUGUUGUUGUUGUUACGGAUAUAAUAACCACAGUAUUGAAGGGAAUAUUAGUCAGGUAUGGGAAGGUGUCUUUCUUUCCUUUCUCUUCCCCUGGGCUCACACUGAUUGUAAAUCAUCUGGCUGCACAAAUAUAAAUCUGAGUAUGAUACGUGCAUGUGUGCUGACUUAAACUAAACCAGACAAACCAGCAAGUUGCACGGCCUUUUUGCUGCGAGGCUGCGAUUCGAGCUUUGAUUUAAUUGACAGUUUUUUCAAGGUAAGCCUUUUGUCCGGCUGUAAUUAUAACGCCGGAGGACAAAAGCAGCCCGUUCAGCAGCGGGUCACUGAGCAGCGAAGAGCUUCCUUUGACUCAUACAGAGAAACAAGAGCAGCCAUUAUCAGAGCAUUACGCAACCUCUGAAUCCAGGACAAACACACACACGGAAAAUGGCUUUAAUCCAACGAAACGCUUCACAUAAAGGGAUUUCUAGAGUUCUAUGAUUGAAAGAUAACAUAAAUGUGUAUUUCUUUCUUUUUACUGAAUACACAGGAGGGUGCUGACGUUAAAAAACUGUGUGAUUGUAACAUUUAUUAUUUCUAAAAACCAGCCGAACACACUUUAAAUAUAUCAAACUUUACCUCCCCCUCCCUGCGAAUCAUUUAAAAUCUAUCACACAGCCUCGUCAAACUUUUAUGAAUUAUUACAAACGUCCUCACAGUCGCUGGGCGACACUGGGUGUUAUAGCUCCAAAUGUACAUACAUAUAUGUGUGUGUGUGUGUGUGAGUGUGUGUGAGUGUGUGUUACCUGCAUUAUAACCUCAUUUUAACUUUUUUUGGCCGUUUGAUCCGAGGUGCGAUGUCAUCACUCGAUGUUAUUAUUUACAGUGAAAUAUUUUAUGAAUAUAAAAAUGAGCAUUAUUAAUAUGAUUUUAACACAGUAUGAUUAUUAUGAUUGUUAUGAUUAUAUGUCUAUCAUUACCAUAUUACUGCUAUUAUUAUGAUCUGAAGUGUAACAUGAGCCUCUGUGUUUUUUUGUAUGUGUGGAUAUUCAAUAAAUAGGUGUCAACAAGG